AUGUCGCUCGAUACUUCUUCUUCCGCUAUACACCUUAACCUCCCUCCCACCUCGACCUCUCAACUCCGACCUCCUACGCUCAUCACUGUACACCCCUCCGUUAUCGCUUCCAUCCUCACCCACCACUCUCGACGACCCACCGAGGCGGAUUCCUCACCUCGAGUGAUCGGUACUUUGAUGGGAUCGAGAUCAGAAAACGGACAAGAAGUAGAUGUCAGAGCAUGUUUCGCUGUUCCUCACAAGGAAGACGAAAACCAAAUCGCAGUUGAUAUGCCUUUCCAACAAGGUAUGAUGCAGUUGUUGGGUAAGACCGGUGCCAAGGAAUCGAUUGUUGGAUGGUACGCAACCCACCCAACUCUCAAUGCCUACUCUGCCCUCAUCCAGAACUACUUUUCCGGUGAAACUUCUCCUCACCCUUCGAUCCACUUGACCAUCGAUACCGAGCUUGACCCAUCUGGAAAAGGAUUAGGUGUGAAGGGAUGGGUAUCCACUCAGUUAGGUUUGAGCAAUAAACCUGAAAACUGUGCUUUCUUACCUGUUCCCGUGGUGAUCAAAUACGCUGAAAGUGAAAGGGCGGCCCUCGACCUUCUCACCACCGCCGCACCUACUCCCUCACCUUCUCUCCCACCUCUUCCGACCCUCUCCGCCUCAUUGGGACAAUUGUCGGAACUCAUCGACCAAUGUUUGGCUUACGUGCAGAAAGUGAACUCAGGUGAACAAUCACCCGAUCCCGAAGUCGGUCGGUACCUCUUAGAAGGGUUAGGUAGAUGGUCUUCCACCAAAGAAGGAAAUGAGGACGAAGGAGGUAUCAAAGCUGGUUUACAAGAUACUUUGACUGUAUCUUAUUUGAGUAAUUUGGUAAGGAGUCAAAUUGAAUUAUCAGGUAGAUUGGCUUUGCUGCAGCAGGCUGCUGCUCAAUAA
Kwoniella botswanensis is the source of this 921-nucleotide messenger RNA. RefSeq names its product eukaryotic translation initiation factor 3 subunit F. The record is from RefSeq and is a predicted model, not a curated record. Gene Ontology annotation, biological process: translational initiation. Gene Ontology annotation, molecular function: metallopeptidase activity; translation initiation factor binding; translation initiation factor activity. The transcript has 4 exons. NCBI's taxonomy places the organism in Eukaryota, Fungi, Basidiomycota, Tremellomycetes, Tremellales, Cryptococcaceae. Bases 1 to 921 code for a protein of 306 amino acids. Gene Ontology annotation, cellular component: eukaryotic translation initiation factor 3 complex, eIF3m.